AUGUCCACUGGAGGCAGGUUUGACUUUGAUGAUGGGGGGUCGUACUGUGGAGGGUGGGAGCAGGGCAAGGCUCAUGGCCGAGGGGUCUGCACAGGGCCCCAGGGCCAGGGGGAAUACGCAGGGACCUGGAGCCAUGGAUUUGAGGUUCUUGGAGUGUAUACCUGGCCCAGUGGGAACAGUUAUAAAGGAACCUGGGCGCAGGGGAAAAGGCACGGCAUCGGUGUGGAGACCAAAGGCAAGUGGGAGUACAAGGGGGAGUGGACGCAAGGAUUCAAGGGUCGCUAUGGGAGGCUGGAGAGCAUCGGCAGUGGGGCUCGUUAUGAAGGGACCUGGAGUAAUGGCUUACAGGAUGGUUAUGGGUCUGAGACGUACUCUGAUGGAGGUACCUACCAGGGACAAUGGUUGAGUGGUAUGCGACAUGGCUAUGGGGUGCGUCAGAGUGUGCCUUAUGGCAUGGCUGCGGUCAUCUUCUCCCCUCUGCGCACCUCCAUAAACUCACUCCGCUCUGAACACAGCGAGGGAGCUCCAACACCUGAUGAUGGCUCUGCUUUGAGUGGGGUGGCCGGGAGCCCGGUGGGGCGUGGAGGCUUUGUGCUUUGUGCCCAAAGUGAUGCUGACCGGCAGCGAAAAAGGAAAGGGCGUUUCCGGCAGUCCAUCCUGAGUGGCCUGAAAUUACGCCGUUCUGAGUCCAAAAGCUCCCUGGCCAGCCAGCUAAGCAAACAGAGUUCCUUCUGCAGUGAGGCAGGCAUGAGCACGGUCAGCUCAGCUGCGUCCGACAUCAACUCUAACGUCAGCCUCGGGGAUGGUGAGACAGGAGCCAGUGUAGAUGCCACAGUCACUGAGACAUACGUGGGGGAAUGGAGGAAUGACAUGCGAACAGGUUGGGGGAUCAGUCAUCGCUCGGAUGGGCUGCGCUACGAGGGCGAGUGGUUUGGGAACAAGCGGCAUGGUUACGGCUGUACCACCUUUCCUGAUGGAACAAAAGAGGAAGGCAAAUACAAGCAGAAUGUUCUGGUGAGUGGCAAGAGGAAGAACAUAAUACCACUGCGCACCAGCAAAAUUCGGGAGAAAGUGGACCGUGCCGUUGAAGCCGCUGAGAAGGCUGCAGAAAUUGCAAAACAGAAGGCAGAGAUAGCAUUGUCCAGAACGAGCCAUGCCCGAGGAAAAGUUGAGGCAGCUGAGGGAGUUGCACAGAGGGCCCUGGAGGAGUGUCGUCUGGCCCGGAUUAUUGCCAAAGAACUCUCCCCUUCCUUCCAUCAUUAUGGAAAUGGACUGGAAUGCCAAAGACCAAAGCGUCAAGACAGAAAAGAGAAAGAGGUGGAAGUGAUCUCAACUGGGACAGACAGCCCAGAGCUCUGCACACCAGACACAACACCUCCAGCCCAGACCCCAGACCUGAGUCCUGUCCUGAGCAACCCUCCUUCACCUCCAUGUACCCCACCAUCUCAUCGCGCCAGAAGCACCUGCUUCAUGCGUCAGAGUGCUGUGGAUGAACAGGGAGGGGCAGAGAUUCAGGUUCUGGUUGAAGGAAGAGGCACGGACAAUGGAAGAGGUGGAGCACAUAGUUGGACUACAGACAUGUAUCCCAACCGACGGGGAAGCAAAGGAGACAGUAGCCGCUCUACCACACCAUCCCUACUGGAGGAAGAGAUCGGCCACAUCAAUGGACAUGAGCAAAACUCCUCAACACAUCACUCAUGGGAGAAUGGCCCUUCCAAUCACAAGCCCAUUGAACACAUCUCCUCAGAUAAGGGAUGGGAUCACAUGCCAUCCAAUCAAAAGUCCUGGAAGCAUGCAUCCUCAAAUCACAAAUCCAGGGAAUACACAAUCUCCAAACAUAGAGAAUGGGAGCAUAUUCCUUCAAGUCACAAACCUAUGGACCACAACUCUUCCAAGAUCAAACCGCAAGUGCACACAUACUCCAAUCACAAAGCCUCGGGUCAUAAUUUGUCCAAUCACAAAACCCAUGAGCAUUCGUCCUCCAAUCACAAGCCAAAGGAGUAUAUCUCCACACAUGUAAAACCACAAGACCGCGCAUCCUCCCACUACAACCCUCGAGAGCAUGUACCUUCUUAUCGCAAAUCACAUGAGCAUGUCCACUCCAAUCACAAACCAAGUCAGACCUUUACCAAUCAUACAGCUGGUGAAUCCAGUCUGAAUGACUACCAGCCACCAGAACAAGGAGCCAAGAGCUCCAGUCUGGGUUGGACUGUUGAGAACUCUUCACAGUGGAUCCCCUGCCACUCACAGCUGCCUGAGAAGGACAAGGAAAAGCUGGAUGACUACCGGGUGGAAAUGAGGUUCCAGCCUCUUGACUCUGUUUCGCAGCAGCACUUUGGCUCAGGCAUGGAAUGUCCAAGUCUCCAAGGGCACAAUUCGCAGACACUACGUCAGCGGAAUCAUGAAGGAAAAGAGUGGAGUCUCGCAGCCAGGGAAGGAUCCAUGGACUCUGUGCAGAUGCUGGACAACCUGAAUGUCGGGGUGGAUUUGGAGGAAUGGCCGUUGCACAGGGAUGUCACCCUUUCUCCCCCUUUAACAUCCUCUCCAAUCACUCUAGAAAAUGACGGAGAGCAUCUGAACCUGGUCAAAACAAACUCAGGCUCCAGCUCUGUCCUGGUGGUCAUGGUGAUUUUACUCAACAUUGGUGUAGCCAUUUUAUUCAUUCAUUUCUUUAUUUAAACACAAUGGCCUAGAGAAUGUUAAUAACAGCACUUACUAUUAUGAAAAAGUAAGAUAUGCACAUGCUGCACACUUAGCAUCACUUCUGUAUGUAAGGAACCCAGAAUUUACAUUAGUCAAGCCCAUGUACACUGGAAAACACCAUGUAAAUUGUAAGUUUAGUUCGUGGUUCCAUUAAUGAUAUAUUUCCAUUAUUAUCCAUUAGGUAUCUUUGCUUACUUUUUUCCUUCUCCAUCAUAAAGGCCCAGUAACAGUAUUCUUUAGGAAUAAAAAUAUUGCACAUAUUUAGGUUUUGAAGAUACAAUAUUGCCUGAUAUAAUUUGUCAUGUCUUUCCGCUCGUUAAC
Molecule: messenger RNA, 3024 nt
Organism: Neoarius graeffei (lesser salmon catfish)
Lineage: Eukaryota; Metazoa; Chordata; Actinopteri; Siluriformes; Ariidae
Gene: jph3a
Product: junctophilin 3a
Exons: 5
Coding region: 1-2679 (892 amino acids)
Biological process (GO): regulation of synaptic plasticity
Cellular component (GO): plasma membrane; junctional membrane complex; endoplasmic reticulum membrane
Source: RefSeq, a predicted model, not a curated record